This is a messenger RNA of Lemur catta (Ring-tailed lemur), 4809 nucleotides long. It is a transcript of the gene IP6K1, whose product is annotated as inositol hexakisphosphate kinase 1. The record is from RefSeq and is a predicted model, not a curated record. The transcript is spliced from 8 exons. Gene Ontology annotation, cellular component: nucleus; cytoplasm. Gene Ontology annotation, molecular function: inositol hexakisphosphate kinase activity. NCBI's taxonomy places the organism in Eukaryota, Metazoa, Chordata, Mammalia, Primates, Lemuridae. Bases 641 to 1966 code for a protein of 441 amino acids. Gene Ontology annotation, biological process: phosphatidylinositol phosphate biosynthetic process; inositol phosphate biosynthetic process.
UCUUGUUGUUGAUCCGUACCCAGUGGGCAGCGCCGGGAGCUGUACCGAGCGGCCGGUGAGGGGCCGCUGCUGCGGGGUUCAGCCACCUGCGCUGCCUGCCAGGGGGCGGGCCGAAACCUGGAGGCCCAGGGGGCCCAGCUCCCGUGGGGAGCCGUGGGCGCCCGCUGCCCAGGCCAGGCCGAUUUUAUUCUGAUGUUCCCUGAUUGAUUUGGAGAAUUUAUAGUUGCUAUUUGGACAAAAAAUUGGUUUGGUGGUUGAGUUCCUGGAACAUUUUUUGCACAAUGUUUCUGACUCCUGGAAUCCUGAGAGCUCUACCUGUUCAGGCUGUUUAAUUCUUCAUGUCACAUGAAAGUCAGGAGAAGAAGCUGUGAGAGCAGAGAGGUUUGCAACCUGCUCUUAAGGGAAUGACAUAUCUUUGAAGCCAUCUUUCCACUUUUCUAAGUUGGGAAGUUGUUGAUGGAUUUGUGUGGGUAAAAGUCCCCAUCUGUCUGGAACUAUGGGUGGUCUAUGAGGACAGAAUAAUAAGCUGAACAGAGUCUGACCAUUGGCUUUUAGCUUGCCAGGAUCUUCAACCUAGCUCUCCUUUUGUGGCCCAUGUGCUGCCUCCUCUGCCCUCAGUGUGCAACUGGCCCCCAACGCAAUGUGUGUUUGUCAAACCAUGGAAGUGGGGCAGUAUGGCAAGAACGCAAGUCGGGCUGGAGACAGGGGAGUCCUCCUGGAGCCCUUCAUCCACCAAGUGGGCGGACACAGCAGCAUGAUGCGCUACGAUGACCACACUGUGUGCAAGCCCCUCAUCUCCCGGGAACAACGAUUCUACGAGUCCCUUCCUCCUGAAAUGAAGGAGUUCACCCCUGAGUACAAAGGCGUGGUGUCUGUCUGUUUUGAGGGAGACAGUGAUGGCUACAUCAACUUGGUGGCCUACCCUUAUGUGGAAAGUGAGACUGUGGAGCAGGAUGACACACCAGAACGGGAGCAACCUCGGCGCAAACACUCCCGCCGGAGCCUGCACCGGUCGGGCAGUGGCAGUGACCACAAGGAGGAGAAAGCCAGCCUGUCUCUUGAGACCUCUGAGAGCUCCCAGGAGGCAAAGAGUCCAAAGGUGGAGCUAUACAGCCACUCCGAGGUCCCUUUUCAGAUGCUAGACGGCAAUAGUGGUCUCAGUUCUGAGAAAAUCAGCCAUAACCCCUGGAGCCUGCGCUGUCACAAGCAGCAGCUGAGCCGCAUGCGCUCUGAGUCCAAGGACCGAAAGCUCUACAAGUUCCUCCUGCUUGAGAACGUGGUGCACCACUUCAAGUACCCCUGUGUGCUGGACCUAAAGAUGGGGACCCGGCAGCAUGGUGAUGAUGCAUCAGCAGAGAAGGCAGCCCGGCAGAUGAGGAAGUGUGAGCAGAGCACAUCAGCUUCGCUGGGUGUCAGGGUCUGUGGCAUGCAGGUGUACCAGCUGGACACAGGGCAUUACCUCUGCAGAAACAAGUACUAUGGUCGUGGGCUGUCCAUCGAAGGCUUCCGCAAUGCCCUCUAUCAGUAUCUGCACAACGGCCUAGACCUGCGAUGUGACCUUUUUGAGCCUAUCCUGAGCAAACUUCGGGGCCUGAAAGCUGUACUAGAGCGGCAGGCCUCCUACCGCUUCUACUCCAGUUCCCUGCUUGUCAUCUAUGAUGGCAAGGAGUGCCGGGCUGAGUCCUACCUGGACCGCCGGUCUGAGAUGCGUCUCAAGCACCUGGACAUGGGGCUCCCCGAGGUGGCGUCAUCCUGUGGCCCCAGCACCAGCCCCAGCAGCACCAGCCCUGAGGCAGGUCCCUCCUCUCCACCCAAGGUGGAUGUCCGCAUGAUUGACUUUGCACACAGCACGUUCAAGGGCUUUCGGGAUGACCCCACUGUGCAUGAUGGGCCGGACAGAGGCUAUGUAUUUGGCCUGGAGAACCUCAUCAGCAUCAUGGAACAGAUGCGGGAUGAGAACCAGUAGGCCCAGUUCUGGGCCCCCAGAACCCCUUCCUCUCCACCUGCAGGCAGGGACCAUUGCUCUGAACUUGCCGUGAGGACACAGACUUGCUUUUAAAGGGUUAUAUUUCUCUCUGGUGUAAACUAAAAGAAAUGUUUUUAGCAGUAGCCUGGAAUCCAUAUAUAUAAAGUGAAGGAGGGCAGAACGUAUGUCUUCUCAGCCAGGCUCCUAUGGCUCUGACUGCUGUGUCUAGGCUGACUUAGGAAGGAAGAGGUGCCCCUGGUGGGCUUGACAGCAGGGACAGGAUGCCCUUGGACAUUGGUUUCUCUUACCUAGGUCUUUGGGGUCUGUGGCUGCAGGACCCUGCUGAUUGUGGGGUGAAGCCCUGGGCUGGCUCAGGGCCCCCCUUUGCCCACUUACCCUUAUUCCUGAGAAGUGGAAGGGAUUGGGUGCCCAUCUCUUGGAGGCUUUCCAGUCUUGUGCUGUGGAUGUCAGUUAGCUCUUUAAUAGAUGCCCUCAGGGCACCAUAGGUCUGACUGCAUACAGCUGGAUCCAUCCUUCUUGGGUCUGACCUUGGCAUCGGGCUAGGUUAAUGAAGCUGGGCUGAUGCUAACUCAUAGCAGAGGGCAGGUCCUGGGUUCCCUAGGCACGUAUUGGCACGUAACUCUACUCUGCCUGCAACCCCAGCCAGCCUCUCUCACCAAGAUCCCUUGCCUGAGAAGGCCACUCCCUCCUGCCCCACUGAAGGGAGUGCAGCUCUGUUUGCCAGAAGAGUGCUGUCCUAGUAUGCCUCAGGGCCUCUAGCGGCUCUGGCCCAGACAGUAUUUGCAGUUCUUGUACUGUGAGUAGGAAUCCUCCUCUAGUUUGGGCAGCUAUGCUGCCACUGGAUGGGCUGCUCCUCCCAGGGUUCAAGGGCUGUGGUCCGCUCAGGGUCUCACAUUUCCCCAGGCCAAGCUCAAGGCAGCACCCCUUUGUGAGGCACUCCAGGCCCUGGGCCUGGAGGGAGAACUUUAUGCUUGUUUGCUCACGGGGACAUGGUCUGGGCCCUGAGUGCAGGUGCCCAGAUUCCUCUAAUGAGAGCUUUGUCUGACUAAUCCUGGGGUCUCUCAGUUUGUCCAUGUGUCCACCUGCCAUCCCUCAUCUUUUGGGACCCUUCCCCUAGGUUGUAGCCUUGCUCAUUAGUACAUAUUGAUUUCCUUCAUGCUCUUUCCUCAGCAAAAUACCCUCUUUCCCAUUUUUGAAAUGAGCUUUUGCCCUUGUUCCCUUCCUCUGCAGGUGCUGCCUUUUUACAAAGACAUGGUAGCAGAAUGAAUUGUAGGUGGUGUUUCCCUGCUGGCCGAGCACCCUUUCUGUGGGCCUCGAAUAUGGCCCUCAGUACUGACAGUGGGGCAGUUAAGGCUCAAGGGGUGACCCUUUCAUUCCCAUGGUUUUAGUCAUUUUUGCUGCUAGCUCUUAGUGGCAUAGAAAUCUGCCUCUAACAGGUGGCCAGGAGGUGGCACUGAACUCAGCCAUUGCAAAGGCCAGCACCCUCUCCUCUGAGCCUAGGGCUACUCUCAUUGUCCCUUUUGGCAGAUUUCCUGUUUUAGCGUUAAAGGCAAGCCAGCUAGCCUGUGUCUGUGAGAGGCCUUGGUAACUGAUGGACUAAUUUCCCAGUCCUUGGAGAUGCAGCCUCUUACAGUGGGCUCCUCGAUGGACCCCAUCUCUCUCAGCCCUCUGACCUGGUGCCAGUCAUGGGCAGGUUCCCAUUCCUUGGGGCUGGGAGAGGCAGCUUGCCUGUUGCUGGUCAGAAAUGACCAUUUCUCCUAUACCAUUUUGUGGCGUCAGCCAUGGAGGCAGUAGCUCUUCAGUAGAGUCAUUCCCUGGUAGGGUAGAGGAUAAGACAAAGGGUCUGGAGCCAUUUGGGACUGCCUGGGGAUGUUCUGUGCCUCCCAAGUUCCUAGGUAGUGGGAGCAGGUGCUGCCCCCCAUUCUGGCUGCUGCUCAUAGCGAAGGAGCUUGUGGCCACAUCCAGUGUUUGCCUAGCACUGGAGAGUGGAAAGGCUUGGGAUUUGCUGCUUCUCCCCCAGGGCAGGGCUCCUCUUUUCAGCACUUUUGACACCUGGAGACCCAGCCUUGUUACCGGUAGUGGGCAAGUGUGUGCAUACUCAUUGCCACUGCUCUUUUUCUCUGCCCUAGGCCAGAGAGCCCUGUCCCUGCCAGGCCCUGCCUUCCCAGCCCUAACUUGGGACCAAAGUGCAACAUGGGAUCAUGGGUUGGGGCGCUCAGGUGACCCUUCUCUAUUGUGCUUCCCUGGGCCAAGCCCACACCAAGGGGGGGGGACGGGUGGUGCUUAAAGAGGAAGGGGACCAGUGUAGCAACUUGCCAGGGACCCCACCCCCUCCCUCUCUGGGCCUAUGUAGUGGGCCUGGGAUUCCCACCAAGGGGCCAGGGGGGGCUGUGCUAGUUCAGUAGCCGCUGCUCACACGCUCACACCUGGUCACAUGCACGUUCCCUAGAUGCAGAUUGCUUUGAACUUUAAAGCUGUACAAUUUGGUUAUGUUUGUGUCAAUUUAAAAAAUAUUUUAAUGAGGAAAAAGUGGAGAACCCUGGAAAGGGCCUGGUUCCUUUGCUUCUCGGGGAACUGUAAGACCUUGCAUUCUGGGAAUCGCUCUCUGCUGCUCUUUCCUGGAAGCUAAGCCUGUCUACACCGCCCGAGGCCUGCGCCCGGAUACUACACGUGGCUCUGGCCGCAGUUGCGCGUUUUCUCGGGACCUUGCGUGUGGGGGAGGGGGGCACUUGGCCGAGCCCUCCCCUUUCUGUACACCUAGCGCUGCCCACCCUGCUUGUGUCUGAGGUCGUGUAUGUCAAAAUAAAGCCGCUAGAAACAGG